AAAACAUUUAGAAACCUUGUAAGCUUGUUGCCAAACAGGCUUUUUUAAAUUGUUCUGCAGUAAGUUUUUGUACAGAAAAAAAAGAGUGUUUCACUUAGCCAAAAUUUGCUACUAUGUAUAAAGCUGCUAAAGUGAAUUUUAAGUCAAUUAUUUUAAAAAUCAAAUUAUUUGGCCUAACAAAAUUCUCGAGCGGAAAGCGCAAGAAAUCCGAAAUGGAGCUGGAUGUGCUAGUGUUUGGUUCAUCAAAUAUCGACUACAUUACGUAUGUCAAUGAGCUUCCCAGGCCCGGGGAGACGUUGUUUGGCAUGUACAGGGAACAAUGCUAUGGCGGCAAGGGCGCCAGCCAAUGCGUAGCAGCUGCGAAACUGGGCGGGAGAUGUGCCCUGGUGUCCAAAUUGGGCCAAGAUAAGCUUGGCGAUGACUACUUCGAGUAUCUGCGAGAAUUAGGGAUCAAUGUGGACUUUGUGGAUAGGGCAGAGGGCAAGCAAACGGGCUUGACGGAAAUCAUUGUGGCCGAUAAUACUGAGAACGCUAUCAUCGUGAUGGCCGGUGCCAACGAAUGCCUGAAGACCCCCGAUGUCUCCCGCGCAAAGAAGGUGUUCAAGCGCGCCAAGGUACUGAUUUGCCAACUGGAAACGGAUGAGAAGGCCGCCCUCUGCGCGCUGAAGCAAUUUAAGGGUGAAUCCAUUUUGAAUGUCUCGCCGGUACCCAAAAAUAUGAACGUAGAGCUGAUCAAAGCGCCAACUAUUUUGUGCGUCAAUAGGUUGGAGGCGGCACAGCUAACGGACCGCGAGGAGAUCAAAACACUGCAGGAUGCCAAGGCGGCUGCCAAUGAUCUGAUAGACAAGGGUGCCAAGAGUGUCAUCAUCACGAUGGGACCACUGGGCGCUGUUCAUUUGUCAAGUAAGGAUCGGGAAGUCUGCACCCAGUGUCCGGCAGCGCCAGUGCGCUUUUUGGCCGACACUUCUGGCGCGGGUGAGGCCUUUUUGGGCAGUCUGGCCUACCACAUGUCAAUGUUUCCAAAUCUGAGCCGGGAGAGUCACAUCAGUGCGGCCAACAUUUGUGCCGCCUACGCUGUUGGGCAUCGUGGCACUCAGCCCAGCUUUCCGGGCCCGGAAUUGUUCCAGGCGGAUCUGUGCCAUGCGUCACCGGAGUUCAAUGUGAUACCCGACAAGGCUCCAACGCCGGAGCAAUCUGUAUCAGAGCUUCCGCCAGGAGCCGCAGACCCACCCGCCCCAGAAGAAGACCCUAAGCCGGAGCCACCAAUGGACCAGGAUGAAUCACAUGAACCAAAUAAAAUCGAAGAGCAAGAAAAAAACGAACGGGAAUCAAUUCCAGCAUGAGAAACACCUUUGCUAAACUUAAUGAUUUUUUUUUAAUGGACAGAACAAAUAGUUUUCUCAAAUCCUGGUUUUUAAAAAACUCUAAAUAAACGAAAAGAUUAUUUCUGCAA
Molecule: messenger RNA, 1453 nt
Organism: Drosophila virilis
Lineage: Eukaryota; Metazoa; Arthropoda; Insecta; Diptera; Drosophilidae
Product: ribokinase
Biological process (GO): D-ribose metabolic process
Molecular function (GO): ribokinase activity
Source: RefSeq, a predicted model, not a curated record